Molecule: messenger RNA, 2925 nt
Organism: Dichotomopilus funicola
Lineage: Eukaryota; Fungi; Ascomycota; Sordariomycetes; Sordariales; Chaetomiaceae
Exons: 15
Coding region: 1-2925 (974 amino acids)
Source: RefSeq, a predicted model, not a curated record
AUGACCAGGCGACUAACAGGUGGAAAGCGUCUUUUUCCAGUUGACGGUGCGUCUGACGGUGCUGGACCCAGUCGAGCACCCGCACCGGACAAUCCCAUACCGUCCAUCGAAGAUGAUGUAUACACCGUUACGGAGACGACCGCAAGUCGCUCUCCCACCCCAUCCAUCUCCGUCAGCGACCCCAGCGAGGCGGAGCCCGGGGGCCCGGAGCCAGCUUCUCCCCGUGGUGCCGCAGAGCGUGAUGCGGGAUCUGAGACUGAGAGUCUCCCGGACCGCCUUCAAUGGCUCCGCCUCCGUAACUCCACGAGCUCUUCUGCUUCCACCGGGCUCGGAUUAGGCAGUCUGCGGGCCGCGCUUCCCAGCGCCGAACCUGGGCGCCGAAGCCAGACCCCCAACCUUCUUCUACCUGAUGCCUCUCCAGCUGCAUCCCCGGGUGGGCGGCGCAGACGUUCAUCUUCAAUGGGUCAGCGACGGUACGACGUGAGGGACGAGGCCCCUCCACAAGACCGGUUCCACGAGCCCGCAUUCCAGCAGGGCCUCGCCGAGGCACAGACUCUCAUGUCCCGGCUGGCUGGAGUGCUCGGAAGCAGUACCUUGCAUCUUGAGCCGGAUUCCAGUAUGAAGGGUCUCCAAGAGAGGGCCGACGAGCUGGCCAACUUCCGGUGUCCCCCCACCAGGACCGUGGGUCUUGUUGGCGAUUCCGGUGUUGGUAAAAGCAGUCUGCUUAACUCGCUCCUGGAUUAUCGCAAUUUGGCCCGAACCAGCAACGGCGGAGCGGCAUGCACCUGUGUUGUCACCGAAUACUACCACCACGACCGUGGAGACUUCGUAGUUGAUGUUGACCUGUUCAGCGAAGAAGAACUGGAGCAGCAGCUUCGCGACCUGGUACAUGCCUACCGCCACAAUCACUUCCACUCCGCGGAAAUGGAUUUGCCGGACGAUAGGAGACACUGGGCAAAACGGGCCAAGUUGGCUAAGGACACAUUCAGGGCCAUGUUCGCGGAUCGCUUUAGGACUGCCCUGCUUCGUUCAGAGAACUCGGAGGACACUAUCGUCCAAACGUACCUGAACUGGGCCAUGGAUCUGCGUCCUAUUAACGAAUUCGACGGUCGUACCGUCACGGAUUCGUUGGAAGACUGCUCGAGUUUGUUGAUACGGCUGACUUCGGAUCUCGAUGGCGCUGAAGGCCCAGGGUGCUGGCCUUACAUCAAGAAGAUCAGAGUAUAUCUGGAUGCGCAUAUUCUGAGCAAAGGUCUCGUGCUGGUGGAUCUUCCAGGCCUCCGCGACCUUAAUUCUGCGAGGCGGAACAUCACAGAGCGCUAUCUCCACCAGUGCGAUGAGAUCUUCGUGGUCUGUCCCAUCGGACGGGCCACCACCGAUGAAGGUGUCCAGCAUCUUAUUGAACUGGCUCGUCAAGCAAAAUGGUCCAACGUUGGCAUCAUUUGCACCAAAUCCGAUGAUAUUCGAGCCGAUGAAGCCCAGACAGACUGGGCCGGCGCGCAGGCGACGGAAGUGCAGAGAUUACGUGGUUCUGUAGCUGAGGCAGAUCAACAGCUUGCUGCCCUUACUGAGCUGCUAGUCGACCCGGAUGGUCUCGAAGAUAUGACAGUCGAGGAAGAAUUAGAACAAGCUCAGCUCCUUGUGCAAUGCGAGCGGGCAAGAGGCGAGAUUGAAAGCCGCAGAUUCGAGCUCCAACGAUACCUAAUCACCACGCGCAACGACAAAGUGGAAGCACGGCUCCUUGCUAAAUACCGAGGCAAAAUACCGGGAGGCAACCUGCACGUGUUCUGCGCCAGCAACACCCUCUACUGGGAGAAGCGUGACUCGAGGCCGCUUGGGGUGACCAUCCAGUUCCUCGAGCUGAGCGGUAUUAUUCCCAUACGAAGGCACUGCAUGGGACUAGUCUCGCAGAACCAGCUCCGGAUCGCCACCAAGUAUCUCCGAGACGACAUUCCCAACCUGCUCAGCAAAGUUGAGCUCUGGGUUCAGACGGGUGCGGGAACGGCAGAUGCGGAGAAGAAACGCGCGGUUCGGGAAGCUCUGGACCAGCUCGAGGGUCAACUCCGGAGGAGUCUCGACGGGGUUACAUCUCCGCUCAAUAACCUGGGUCGCAAACUUACCGAUGCGUUCCAGGAGACACUGUACCGGCGGAGAAAAAUUAGUCGAUGGACUGAAGGAGCUAUCCAAGCCGGGCAAGUCUGGUCAGGCGUACCAACAUACGCUGCAUUCUGCAGAAACUACGGGACGUACAACACAUCGGCCGCGGGAUAUCACUGCUGGAACGAAGAAGCGAUGAGGUCAAUGAACGACGAUCUUGCCGACCCAUGGGAACGUCUCGAAACCGAAAUCCAGCGCCAACUGGACGCCGGUCAGACGUUUGUCUCCGAGACUCUAGACGGGGCUGUUGCCUUCCACCUUGGCAAUGCGCUCGACUCAUUUCUAGAUACGGUCGGCCCCCUUCGGACUGCGUUACAGUCCGGCAAUCGGCUUCAUGUCAGGGCCAUCGAAGACCUCUGCGAAACUUUCGAAACAGAUCUCAGCAAACUCCGAACCGAUGCUCUCUCCGGCUUACGCACAUCAUACUUUGGGCAGAGCAUGGAAACCACCUACUGGAACGCAAUCUGCGAGGCAGGGAAGGGAAGCUGGGACCGCAAAAAGGCUAUCAUCAACGGGGCUCUCCGCCGCGAGGCGCUCUUUAGAGAACUGAUGCAGAAACUCAAGCGCAAGUUUGAAGACCUGGCCACUCAGCUCGAGACGGACGCGCGGGCGGCAGUGGGAGAAUACCUUGACGGCGUCAAGAACUCGUUGGAUAUGGUCAGGAGCGAGAAUGUGGCGCUCGAGAGCGAGAGGGACCCGGAAUUUAGGACUCGCGUGGCGAAGGAGCUGGAGCGUGUCAAGCGACGGAUGGAGCAUCACGAGUUCUAG